AUGGCCGAAACCGCAACAACAACAGCAACACCUGAAAAGGUGGUGUUCACCUUUGAAGAACAGGUAAAUUUUAUUCUUUUUUAACGAAUUUUAUAAUAAUUUAUGUUUUUUGUAAAAAUGAUGAGUAUGAUUGGCGUUUUUAGUUUCUUAGUUUGAUAAUUUAUGUUUUUAGGUGUUAUCAUCAUGCUCUCUUUACUCUAUGGCUCUACUAUGCGUGGUAUGGGGUUCAAUUCGAUCAGUUAAACUGAUUAAAACACAUGUUGCUAAAAAGCGGAACAUUGAGAGUUCGAUAGGAUGGAAGGAAGCCACCAGGUUUCCACUGACGGCUAGUUUCGUUCUGUUUGGAUUAUAUGUUGUGUUCAAGUAUGUUUUUUACUUUUUUAAUCUUUAAACUGACUUUGUGAUUUAACUGUAUUAUCUAUAAGAUUUUCAACCUUUGGUUUUAGAGGACCUUAUCCAGUAGCUGAUGUUCUCGCUCAGAAGGUUCAGCCUUACGUACCAGAAGAAUACUUUGUGUAUGUCGAGAGUGGGAGAGACUACUUCCUGGUCAAGAACAACACAGAUGAAGCUCCAGUGAGAUUCCAGUUUGUGAAGGACUACUACUAUAAAAUCAAAUCCAGCGAUCCCCGCCUGGAGGACUUUGUGAACGAUGCCACUACUUACAUCGAGCCUUAUGUUCCAGAAGUUAACAAGAGCAAGUUGGCCUACUGGUUGCUGGUCUUGUUGGUUUACGAAGGAUGUUCAGCUCUGGCUGUUUUGUUCAAGCCUGUAGUUUCAUUUGUUCUACGGUUGUUACCUAUUGGAGACAGAUGGCCGAAGAAGAACACUACCUACUUGUGGUCGAUCAAGAAGGGAAAGAAGGAAAUGGAGGAGGGCGACAUUGUUUACGCUAGCCACAACGAAACUGUAAGGUUUGGUGCUUUUUUGUAAAGUUUGAAUAUUUACAACAUUUUUUAACUCAAUUUUUAACCAACAACUUAGGAAUCUCUUGUUCACAUCGAGUACGACUGUCACUACCUUGGCACUUUGCUGUUGACUGGUAUCUUUGUCGGCGUCUCUCACUUGUACCGACGACACUGGAUCACUAACAAUUUGUUGGGUAUUGGAUUUUCGGUUUAUGGAAUCGAGAAUCUUCAUUUGGCUAGUUUCAAGGUAUGUACUCAUUACUUUUACGUUAUUUCAAAGUUUAGGCCGGACUAUUCUUGUUGAUUGGACUAUUCUUCUACGACAUUUUCUGGGUAUUCGGAACUGAUGUCAUGACCACUGUUGCCAAGUCUAUUGAUGCCCCGAUUUUGUUGCAAUUCCCACAAGAUAUCUUGAGAGUUGGAUGGUUUGAAGCCAGCAAGUACAGCAUGCUCGGAUUGGGUGAUAUUGUUGUGCCAGGAAUCUUUGUCGCCUUGCUGUACAGAUUCGACCACUACGUGGGAUCAAAGAAAACCGAAAAGUCAAAGAACAGAUACUACUUUGCUGCUGUCAUUGUCGGAUACAUGGUCGGACUACUGGUUACCAUGGGCGUCAUGCACCAUUUUAAGGUAGCUUUUAUUUUUUAUCAGAGUAAUAUAAAUUUUUGAUUAAUGACAAUUAAUUUUCAGGCAGCUCAACCUGCUUUGCUGUACCUUGUACCCUCAUGCAUCAUCAUCCCCCUGAUCUUGGCCGUGAUCAGAGGAGAGUUCAGCGAACUGUGGAACUACACAGAAGAACACAUCGUGAACCCAGAAGAAGCCAAAGAGAAAGAAGCCGCCAAGAAAUCGCAGAAGAAGAAGGACAAGAAGUCAGAAUAA
This is a messenger RNA of Bursaphelenchus okinawaensis, 1781 nucleotides long. The record is from the annotation of a GenBank genome assembly. Lineage: Eukaryota; Metazoa; Nematoda; Chromadorea; Rhabditida; Aphelenchoididae.